GAGAAACAGAAAGAGAAAGAGAAAGAGAGAGAAAGAAAGAAAAAACGACAACCAGAGAGAGAGAGAGAGAAGAAAGAGUCCGUUAAUUAGUUUCAGUUUAAAAAAAAAAACAAAAAACAGAGAGAAAAAAAGUUGAGUCGAAAUGGUUAAUGUAACAGAAGAAGAAAUAUGUUCAGCAAUACAUUCAUUAUUCACAGAAACAAACCCUAGAACAAGAACAUUCACUACAUUGAACCAAGUUGUUUCAGAGCUUCAAUCUAAACUUGGUGGUUAUGAUCUUACUCAUAAGAUUGAUUUCAUUACGGAACAGAUCAAUCUUCUUUUUGCAGCUUCUUCUCAACAUCAACAACAACAUGUUCAUCACCACCAGCAGCAGCAGUUACAACAACCUCCACCACCUCAACAACAACCUCAACUUAUUUCUUUUGAACGUAAAGACCAUUUUACCCUUCACCAAAACCCUAAUUCCCAUUCUGUCCCUGUUACUUCUGCUUUUCGUAACAACGUUGUUGUUUCUUCUGCUGCUGUUGCUGAUGCUUCUGUUGCUCAUGUUUCUGCCAAUGUGCUUCCCAAGGAAAGUGCUCAGCCUAAGCCAAAGAGAAGAGGCGGGCCAGGAGGUCUCAACAAACUUUGUGGUGUUUCGCCUGAACUUCAGGUCAUUGUUGGCCAGCCGGCAAUGCCAAGGACUGAGAUUGUGAAGCAACUGUGGGCUUACAUAAAGAAAAACAAUCUCCAAGAUCCUAGCAAUAAGAGGAAGAUAAUUUGCAACGAUGAACUGCGCGUGGUGUUUGAGACGGACUGUACUGAUAUGUUCAAGAUGAAUAAGUUACUGGCUAAACACAUAAUCGCCCUUGAACCAACCAAAAAGCCUGCCCCAAAAAAACAGAAGGUAGAAGUGGAGGUGGGAACACGAAGUGCUGAACCUGCUCCUACUCCUUCUGUAAUAAUAUCUGAUUCACUUGCUAACUUUUUCGGUGUUACUGGAAGGGAGAUGUUACAGACAGAGGUUCUGAGACGUAUCUGGGAGUACAUUAAAGUCAACCAGCUAGAGGAUCCUGUGAAUCCUAUGGCAAUAAUGUGCGAUGCAAAGCUUCAGGAGAUCUUUGGCUGUGAAAGCAUUUCAGCAUUGGGGAUACCUGAAGUAUUGGGCCGUCAUCACAUUUUUAGGAGAUCAUGAUGCUGACAACAUUCUAUGUGACAGAUUGUGUGAUGUUAAUUCCAGUAUAGUACAAGCUGAUCUUGACUACAUGUUGAUAUGGUUAUGUAAUUUGACUGAUUAAACAAACUUGUGUCCUUAGUUCAUGUUGAUAACUGGAUGACUUAGUAGAAGGAAGAUGUUAUAGUGACAACUUUACUAUUGGGAGUGGCACUAUGUUUUUAGCUCUUGUGGUUUGUCUAACUUGGCACUUAGGUUAGAGUGACAUGUUGGUUAUUCUGAAAUAUGUAUAAUGUUCUGAUAAUAGGAUAGAAAAUGAUGUAUCAUUCUAUCAUGACUCAUGCUAUAUUGCUAUUAAUAUGUAGUUAAUGAAAAUGCAGUUUGCUAGAUGUACA
Molecule: messenger RNA, 1551 nt
Organism: Medicago truncatula (barrel medic)
Lineage: Eukaryota; Viridiplantae; Streptophyta; Magnoliopsida; Fabales; Fabaceae
Exons: 6
Coding region: 143-1177 (344 amino acids)
Source: RefSeq, a predicted model, not a curated record